This is a messenger RNA of Solanum verrucosum, 966 nucleotides long. Its product is annotated as ATP-dependent Clp protease proteolytic subunit 6, chloroplastic. Gene Ontology annotation, molecular function: serine-type endopeptidase activity; ATPase binding; ATP-dependent peptidase activity. Bases 130 to 957 code for a protein of 275 amino acids. Gene Ontology annotation, biological process: protein quality control for misfolded or incompletely synthesized proteins. The record is from RefSeq and is a predicted model, not a curated record. The transcript has 9 exons. Gene Ontology annotation, cellular component: endopeptidase Clp complex. NCBI's taxonomy places the organism in Eukaryota, Viridiplantae, Streptophyta, Magnoliopsida, Solanales, Solanaceae.
CCAAUAAAGAUCCAACAGUGGUUCGGGUUUUCCCGAGUUCUUAUCCCGUUUUACCAGCACGCUUCUACCUUCGCCGGCGAAGACUCUUCCUUCAGUUCUCCGUCACUGAACCCUCGCCGGAGCAUCAAAAUGGUAACGUCUGCAAUUGCUGGAACUUCAAUUGCGCCAAUCUCUUUCCGGCACCAAACGUCUUCUUCGUCUCUGCUUUCCUCUAGAAGCUUAAGGAAACAUGUAGUUUCUGUUCACCGAAGUCCAUAUUCUGAUUCAUCAGCUAUUGGAUUUUCAAGCAAGAAGUUGAGGAACCCAUUAAAGUUCAAUGAGCACGAAUCCGGUGCUCAUACCAAUUCAAGCUAUGGUGUUAUCGUAGCAAAAGAGGGGGGUAAUCCACCCAUCAUGCCCGCCGUGAUGACACCAGGGGGCGCGUUGGAUCUUUCUACCGUGUUAUUCAGGAAUCGAAUUAUCUUCAUUGGACAACCAGUCAAUUCUGCAGUUGCUCAGAAAGUAAUAUCACAACUUGUGACCCUUGCAACUAUAGAUGAAAACGCAGAUAUUUUGAUCUAUCUUAACUGUCCUGGUGGAAGCACGUACUCUGUCUUGGCAAUAUAUGACUGCAUGUCAUGGAUAAAGCCUAAGGUUGGUACAGUAUGUUUUGGAGCUGCUGCAAGCCAAGGAGCACUUCUUCUUGCCGGUGGAGAAAAGGGCAUGAGGUACGCAAUGCCAAAUGCACGUAUAAUGAUUCAUCAACCUCAAAGUGGCUGUGGAGGGCACGUGGAGGAUGUGCGGCGUCAAGUAAACGAAGCGGUUCAAUCUCGCCAGAAAGUCGACAAAAUGUAUGCUGCCUUUACUGGCCAACCAAUUGAGAAGAUACAAGCAUACACUGAAAGGGAUCGUUUUAUGUCUUCCUCUGAGGCCAUGGAGUUUGGUCUCAUCGACGGGGUGCUAGAAACAGAAUACUAGUUGCAAAUG